GCCUUUAGUAUAUGAGACCGAGAAAUUGUACUUGGGAUAUUUGUAAUGGAAAAAGAUCAUAAAUUACAUACGGCUAAUGAAUCCCCAAAGUUUUUAAAAAGCGUGCUCGUGUCUGUGCUGUCUGGCGGUACAGGUGCGUCUCUUAGUAGAACUGUAACCAGUCCUUUGGAACGGAUGAAAAUUAUCUUUCAAGUUCAAAGUAAUAAUGAGUAUAAUAGCAUAUUUUCUACAGUUUCCAAAAUAUGGAAACGGGAAGGCAUUCUUGGAUUUUUUCGCGGAAAUGGAACGAAUUGCUUACGGGCAUUUCCUUACGGCGCAGUUCAAUUUGCUACUUACAGUGGAUUAAAACAACUCACAUUGCAAACCUCCAGUAGAAAUGAUUUGAACAAUUAUGAGAGACUAGUUUUUGGUGCCAUUUCAGGAGUUAGCAGUGUCGUUAGCACCUAUCCGUUGGAUAUUGCUAGAACAAGGCUUUCAAUACAGACAGCAGGUUUAGUCAAAGUUAGCAUGAAUGAUGGUUGUAAUACACAUUCAGCGAAUCUCAUGUCUACUUUGAGAACCAUUUAUCGUAAUGAAGGAGGAAUUGCUGCAUUAUAUAGUGGUCUUCCCGCAACUUUACUCAAUGUAGUGCCUUAUGUAUCUAUCGUAUUUUUCACAUAUGAAUGGUGCAAAGAGUAUUUUUUUUCCGGACGGGAUCUUAAUGUCUUAGAAAAACUCUCUCUCGGCGGGUUUAGUGGAUUUGUUGCUCAGACAUUUGCUUUUCCGGCUGACGUUCUUCGACGAAGAUUCCAAGUAAACCGAAUACCUGGCAUUGGAUACCAUUAUACAAGUAUACCAGACGCAAUUGUGAAAAUUUACAGCAAGGAAGGCUUGUUUGGUUUCUUCCGGGGAUACUUCAGUAAUUUGUUGAAAAUUAUCCCCGUGAUGAGUAUUACUUGGUAUACCUUUGAAACGGUGAAUAAGGUAUUUUCAAACCUGUAAGAAAAGAUAUGCUGUAACUAUUAACGAUCUAAUUCUCUUGCUACACGCAACAACUCUUCGCUUUAAUGAUUAUAAUCGUAAAACAUUUUUUUUUAAGAAUAAGUCUUGAUU
Messenger RNA from Schizosaccharomyces octosporus yFS286, 1092 nucleotides. RefSeq names its product coenzyme A/diphosphate transporter. The record is from RefSeq and is a predicted model, not a curated record. Bases 46 to 981 code for a protein of 311 amino acids. Gene Ontology annotation, biological process: transmembrane transport. Lineage: Eukaryota; Fungi; Ascomycota; Schizosaccharomycetes; Schizosaccharomycetales; Schizosaccharomycetaceae. The transcript has a single exon.